GGGAAAUUCUUGAUAAUAGCUAUCUACCCCAAAAGAAAAACAAAAGAGAAAAUAAAUAAAUAAAUAAAAAAAAACUUUGCAGCAUUCCUCUUUCUUCAUUUCACCACGCCACAAUCUGAUUUCUUCUUCCACUUUUUCUUUAAUGGGCUCCACAUAUAUUUUUUUGGACUACAUCUCAAUCUCUUAUUCUCCCUAAACCUACCCGCUCCCUCUUUCUUUCCUAUCUUCUUCUUUCUUCCGCCUCCUUUGUCAUCUUCUUCUUUCUUUUUUUUUAUCCUUCAUCGUGCUCCCCACCUCCUUCCUCUCUCCUCUCCUCACCCGACACUCCUUUCUCUGUCCCCCCCGCUCCUCUCUCUCGUACGCUCCUCCCCCUCCUUUCUUAAACCCUAUAAAUUGUUGUGCUUGGAUCGUUGACGGGGGCAUCGAAAAAAAGGGAAGAUCUUGAAACAAAAAAUCUCCCCACAAAACACAAGUUUAAUCACCUCAAAUUUCCGAGAAAAGAACAGUUUUCAUCAACUUUGUUUAAAAACAUUUUUUCUUGGAAUUCAGCCUAAAGGAUGGAUUUUUUCAGAUUCUAGGGGAUGAUCCAGUGAUUUGGGGAACGGAUACCAUCUUCCACUCCUUUUCCGGUGAACUUUAGCCGCGACCAACAAUUACUCUAUUUUCAUCUUUUGUUUUGAAACUUUAGUUACUUUAAUCGGGUUCGGGUUCGGGUUCGUUCGCGUUCGAGAGUAGAUUCAAGGCCAUCGACGCCCCAUUCACUGCACCUAUAAAAGGUAUGGAUUUGCAUUGGAGUACAAUGAAUGACGAAGAUCAAUGACAUCACAAAUGGAGCUAGAAGUUAGGCAUAGAAAUUUUAUUUACUUUAUUUAGAUUAGGAAACACUUUAUGUUGUAUUCAUUUGACAUGUAAUAAAUAUUACAUUAUUUUUUUUACUUUUGAGAAAAUAGAAUCUGUUUAAUUAAUCAAAGCAACGGGAUGACAUAUUAUGGCACAUUUUAUCCUUUAAACAACGUUAGGCCCACCUCUGGCGCAAAGAGGUCACAUGCAUAUUAGGACGUGCUAGUUGUUUUGAUAUAAUCGUUUACAUUUGUUUGACAACUUGUUUGACUCUACUUGAUAAAUUAUUCGCUACAUGCCUCACUCGACUUUACGUGACCAUGACUUUACCUAGAUAUGUUCAUGAGAUUAACAUCGUUUAUACUGUAUGUCUAUUUUAUCUUAUUCCCGAACAGAGAGUUGAUUCGUGUUGACGCUCGAUGGCCGACCAUCCUUACAUCACGAGGUCAAAGACGUCAUCGUUACCUGAACGUAGUUGGGCUGUCCAAGGAAAUGAAAUUACUAUGUCUGAUCCGGCCGCAUCUGUUCCAACUAGUGUAGAAAACCUCGUGAUCGCUAGCGAUCUGCCUGAAACUUCCGAACAUGGAACUGCUAUUCAACGGGAUGAACAUAUCGCCCGCCUGACUCAAGAAAUUGAGAAUCUACGUGGAGAACUAAAUCGGGUUAGGGACUUGACCAAUUUAUCCAUCACACUCCAAAAUUCACCUUCUGAACCUAGCAAUACUGCACCAGAACCACCUCGUUUCCCAUCACUCGAAUCCCCAGUUCCUGAGCAUUUUCCUCCCCAAAACAAUGCACCUACUAACAACAACUUACCUCCGAUCACCCCCGCAAAUCCACCAAAUCCAUCAUCCGCCUAUACUCCCCCGCAAAGUCAACCGCCCACUUACACUAACUAUACUCUCCCACAAAGUCAACCACCCACUUACACUAGCUAUACUCUUCCACAAAAUCAACCACCCACCUACACUACCUAUGCUACUCAUAAUCCACCACCCGUCAACCCCCCAAGUCAAUCGCCAGUUCGCACUCCCUAUGCUCCUUUACCCACCAACACCAAUCCACUACCCACAACCAUUCAUCUAAACCCACCAAAUCAACCACCUAUAAACACUACUUAUAACACACCACCACCGGUCCAGAACACCCCCAUCGCCCAAACUUAUCCAACCCAGCAUAUACACGGGGCACACUUUGCCACCCCUAAUGCACAAUAUGUUCCUCCAGUAUACGCCACAGAAACACAAGCCUUUACCAAUCCAGUAACGGUCAGGUUCCAACCCGAAGUAGAUCAGUACGAAGAAAUGGAAAAGGAUGCAAAGGCAGGGGCAGAUAACAUGUUGCUAAAAGAGAUCCACAGUCUCAAAGAAGCAAUGAGAAACCUUCAAGUUGCUAGGGGAACUAAGAGUGUAGAAUAUGAAGAUCUCUGUGUUCAACCUGACGUCGAUUUACCCGUAGGCUACAAACCGCCGAAAUUUGAUACAUUCAAUGGAACAGGCGACCCUCAUACACACUUAAGGGCUUAUUGUGACAAACUGGUUGGAGUGGGCAGAGACCAGAGCAUAAGGAUGAAGCUCUUCAUAAGAAGCUUAUCUGGCGAAGCACUUACUUGGUAUACACAACAGGAUGUCUGUAAAUGGCGUGGUUGGAGUGACAUGGCGCAAGACUUUAUGGACAGGUUUAGUUUUAACACCGAUAUCACACCAGAUAGAGUUUACAUGACUAAGUUAACCAGGAAGUCAACUGAGACGUUCCGCGAAUAUGCGCUACGUUGGAGGUCAGAAGCGGCCAGGGUUCAACCUCCGAUGAAUGAUAGGGAAAUGACUGCUACCUUCAUUGAAUGUCAGGCUGGCAUAUUUUACGAGAAAAUGAUAGGUAUGAUGGGACAAAAAUUCACAGAAGUUGUUCGAAUGGGAGAAGCCUUGGAAGAAGGAAUCAAAUCGGGGAAAAUUCAGGAUCUUAUUGCUUUACAAGCAAUGAACAAAGCUAUACAAUCUGGUUCUAUCAACGGGAUUAAAAAGAAGAAGGAAGAUGUCACUGCAGUCAUGAACGCUCAAGGACAUGAGCCGAGCCAAGCCAUUCCAUACUUUAACCACCCACAACAAACUUUCUACCCUUACCACUACCCUGAAUCCUACCAAGCUCCACUACCUCCUUACCCCGUUUACAACACCCAAGCAAACUACUACCAACCCCGAGCGCCUCCGCAUCAAAACCCACGCCCGUAUCAACCCAACCAAGCACCAACUUACCAAAAUCGACCACAUACUAUACCUAGAGCCCGUCCAAACCCUGACACCAAAAACACCCGUAAUUACACUCAGAUCGCUGAACCCUUGGCUCAAUUGUUCGAAAGAAUGAAAGCAGCAGGUAUAAUACAACCGAUUGAAGGGAAAAUUCCCGAACCUAUCCCAAAAUGGUUUGAUGGUUCCAAACGCUGUGCAUACCACUCUGGAGUUGUUGGGCACGCCACCGAAGAUUGCUAUGGGCUUAAAAACAAAAUCGAAGCCCUGAUUAAGGAAGGAGUAAUCCAGCUCGCUGAAGCUAAGCCCAAUGUGGUCAACAAUCCUUUGCCAGCUCACGAAGAUGCCAAGAUUUGAAGGAGUCCAGUGCGGAAAGGGUCAUAUCAACAACUUUUUCGCUCUCGUGGGAACAAUCCAAUACAACUACUCGCAACACCAAGGCAUUGACAAUAUGGGGCGCCUAACCAGGAAAGACUCCGAAGAAUUGGACUUGUACUCCGUCCUCGAUCCGUCAGGAGCCUUGGUAGCAUGAACAUGUAGUGAACUUGUUUUCUUUUAUUGAUGCUUGAACCGUACUCAAAAUUUUGUUUGCUUUGCUUCAUCUUUUGGAGGCUUAAUCGUGAAAACUAUGAAUGCAUUUCUAAUUUUCCUUAAUCAUCUAUUAUUGUUAUUUUCUACUAUAAUUAUCAAAUCUGCCAACUCUACGAUUGUGACAUGAAAUGAACAACAUACAUCCCGAAAGAGUAACAAAGAAACUAGGGGACAAGACAAGAUCCCACUCAAAAGAGUUGAAAUAGCCGAUAGGUGAUGACAUAAGCCUGAAAGCUAGCAAUUCAAGAAGAGAUCAAAGGACGACAUUAGGUGAGACAACCUAGUUUGCAACCUUUCCUUUAACAACCAAAUGCGAACUACGCUUGACCUGAUUCCUCGGUGGAUACGUAGGCAGCCCACAUAGGGACUCGGUCAUACUAGGUUAGAAUUUUUCCCAUUGGCAUGCAUACGAACUACGCUGACCUGAUUCUUUUGGGGGGAUACGUAGGCAGCCCACAUAGGGUUCGGUUGCAUUUAGAACAAAAAUCAAAAGAUUUUUGCAUACAUACGAACUGCGCUGACCUGAUUCUCAUGGGGGAUACGUAGGCAGCCCACAUAGGGUUCGGUUGCAUUUAGAACAAAAAUCAAAAGAUUUUUGCAUACAUGCGAACUACGCUUGACCUGAUUCCUCGGUGGAUACGUAGGCAGCCCACAUAGGGUUCGGUUGCGCUAUAACGGAAAAAUAAAAAAUCCUUACACGAAGAAAACUACACAGGGCCUGAUUCCCUCGGCGGGAUUCGUACACUAUCAACAUAUAGAUCCGUCACACCUAGAUAAAAUCCAACAAAUCUUUUACCAUUUAUAUAACAGAACUACGCUGACCUGAUUCCCUCGGUGGGAUACGUAGGCAAUCCACGUCGGGUUCGGUCCCUUUACUAGAAAAUUUUAAACCAUUCUUAUAUACCUUACGAACUACGUUCUGACCUGAUUCCUUGGCGGAUACGUAGGCAACCUAUAUAAGGUUCGGUCACACCACAACAUAAAUUUAGCACACCCUUCUGAACCCAAAACUGGGGCAUAUUUUGGAAAAGAUAUAGACGAAAGAACGGUUGGACAUCGACAAGAUUAAGGCUAUCAGACAGGAAGUAUUAUAGACCAAUUACUUUAGAAGCGUCACAAUCUAAAGUUGGCAGAAUAUUUUACAACUUACAUAUGUAUACGUUUACAUAUAUAUCUUUCCUUACAUACAUACAUUUACAUAUACAUAUUUCACAACCUAUAUACAUAUAGUCACAUUUCCUCAUACAUAUACCUACAUGCCUACCUUUCAAAUGAAAUACUUUCUUUCAAUUAUUUCACUACUGUUCAUCUACCGAGGCUUAAACAGAGGCCACAAGAUCCACACAAACAGGAUGAAUGGAGCGCCAACAAAGCCAAGCUUGGAGUCAACACGAAUCAACUUCCCCCUCCCGAACUAAGAAUUUUUCUUUGAGUGCAGGAAUUA
Molecule: messenger RNA, 5118 nt
Organism: Lycium barbarum (goji berry)
Lineage: Eukaryota; Viridiplantae; Streptophyta; Magnoliopsida; Solanales; Solanaceae
Exons: 2
Coding region: 1260-3440 (726 amino acids)
Source: RefSeq, a predicted model, not a curated record